Molecule: messenger RNA, 1950 nt
Organism: Rana temporaria (common frog)
Lineage: Eukaryota; Metazoa; Chordata; Amphibia; Anura; Ranidae
Exons: 6
Coding region: 250-1608 (452 amino acids)
Molecular function (GO): protein binding
Source: RefSeq, a predicted model, not a curated record
CUGCCUGUGACCUCACGUCCAGUCCCCCCGGAAGCCAGCCGUGACAGCAAACAGGCGACAGGAAGUGCGCAGCCGCCAUUUUGCUCUAGGGCAAAAAAAUAAAAAAAUAUCCCCAUUAGCGCCCGUUUCAGCCUCUGCUCAUUAGACUCGCUCUAACGGACUAAGCCGGUGCCCAGGAGAACAAAAAAACGGGAGAGCCUCCCGCGGCGGCACCUCCGUCUAACAUUCCCGUAGCUGGGAUUCGCAUCAAUGCAGAAUGGGGGAAAUUUGCCACUGAAUCAAAGGAGUCCUUGUUCAGGUCCUCCGUGCGAUUCCACGUCAAACAUGCCAGUGAUUCAGUGGCUCCAGUUGCCACAAGAAGUCCUCCUCCACAUAUUUGCAUACCUUUCCCCAGCGGAAAAGGUGAAUGUUCGGGCCACGUGCACAUAUUUACGGACCUUGGUGGACCACCCCUCCCUAUGGAAAAACAGCACCAUAGUCUUCAAGAGCAUAGGGGUUUUUAACGCUCGCUUCUGGGACACUCUUCAGUGUCGGAAGAUCUCCUCCGUGGAGGUGACCCGCGCGACAUUGAAACAGUUUAAGAAAAUGACGAGUUCCUUGCCAGAUUUGACUAGCGUCACGAUGGACUCCUGCUUGAAAGGGGAGGUUCUCCAAGGAUUGAGGCCGCUGGUGAAUCUUCAGCGGUUACAUUUGACAGACUGUUCCAACGUGACCGAUCAAGACAUUUUUUCAGAGAUUGCACUUUUACAACACCUGACCCAUUUGUCUCUAUGUCGACUGUCCUUCUCGGGUGUCCUGCCAGUAACUAGCAUAGUCCUGCUGAAGAACUUGUACUCUCUUUCACUUCAUUCUAAUGAAGGCAUUGUCCCUGAAAGGGCUCUCCAGUACAUCCUGUUUAGGCUACCAAAGCUUCGAGAGCUCUCUCUUGCUAUUGGGAACAUGAAUAAAUGGAAGCUUUCCCUGUGCUUUAAUGUUCCUGAUAACUUUAUAUCUACAGCUGAAGAGCAACCAUGCAUCUCACGUCUACAGCUGCACAAAUUGGAACUGAUGAACUCUUGCUGCGCCAGCCUCUCCUCCAAUGCUUUCGAUCAGCUGUCCACUCUGAGAAGCGUAUGUUUGCGGCACUAUAAAUAUCUGCAGCACGAGGAAUUCAUUGAAGCGCUUCUCCUAAAGCUUCCUCAACUGACCGAGCUCUGCAUUGAAUGGGCUGCACCAUUUGUGCCACUUAUGGGUCCGAUAAGUUCUAAAUUAGAAAAGUUGAGUGUGGUAGGGACUAACAUUUCCAACGCGACUCUCAGCUGGAUCUCCCGCAGCGCCACUCAGCUGAAGUGCCUGAAUCUGAGCUUCUCCCACGGCUACGACCAAGAGAUAGUGAAAAGCUUUCCACGGCUGUUUCCGCACUUGCAAAACCUCUACCUCAGUAACACCAAGUUGACGGAAGACGCUCUGGUUGUUUUAGCGAAUUUGUACUCUUUGCGGGUUUUGGAUAUUUCAAAUAACCUGCAUCUGACCUCCGAAACCAUCCUGGCGUUUCGAAAAAUGACCUCGAACAGAGUUGGCCUAAUCCUCGAGAGGCCCAUUGAAAGCGUAAAGUACUGCUGCUGGUGAACGGGACUCUGAAGGUUUAGGAUGAGUGUUGCUUCCUGUCGCACUCUGCGCCACUUGACACUGCUGCUGGAAGCGCGGGACCCGUCUGGGAAAUAUUUAUUUAUAAAGAUGCUGAACUCUGAUUUCUUAUUUAUUUCACAACUUGUUGACUGGUAGACUUUUGCAGAGAAAGAGAGGGGAUAAAAAUAUUUUUCUAUCUAAACCCUAGUCUUUAUCUACAAAAAAGGAAAAUAUGGAUGUAAAAAUAACAGAUGCUAUUCCAGCACUUCCCUAAAAUAGACGGCAGAGUUUAAUCAACUGUUGUCACAGAAUCUCCUUCCCCCUUAUUUACUGAACCAAAUA